Fomitopsis serialis is the source of this 1836-nucleotide messenger RNA. RefSeq lists its product as uncharacterized. Lineage: Eukaryota; Fungi; Basidiomycota; Agaricomycetes; Polyporales; Fomitopsidaceae. The transcript is spliced from 5 exons. The record is from RefSeq and is a predicted model, not a curated record. Bases 1 to 1836 code for a protein of 611 amino acids.
AUGGCCGACGCAAAUCUGCAUCGCCUCGUCCAGACCACGUCCUUUGACCUCGUCGCGACUCCUGGUUAUCAUGCAUCCCUCGCAAAAACACCCUUCGACGUGAAAUGCGCCGCAGAUGCCGAAGACGACUGCAACAUCUUCACGUCACCUUUUGCAAACUGGGUACCCGAGUUCCCGCGCAUCGUGAACCGAGAAAUCGUGACCUACAGUGACGGAUUCUGGGGUCCUCAAGAGUACACACGCUGGCCCCAGCUCUACAACGAAAGUUGUAUUCAUCAUGCCUGCAUCCCAAACCGCGAUGCCGAGUUCGCCCCCGGUGCGCAGGUGUAUGAUGGGUUCGGGUACAGCCCGUGGGAGGAAUCCGCCGCUUGCGGGGUGCCUGGGUUUGGUUUCUUGAAGCCCAACAUUCUCGACGAGAUGUUUACUAUCGCCUCGGGCGUGCUAACACGUUACGAGGCGGCCGAGCGACAUGUGGAGAAACGAGAUUCCAUGUUGUUCAACCGCGAGUCAGGCAUCCACCAUCGCUUGGGGAGAAUGCUCUCUAUCCUCCUGAGGAACGCAGUGGACCGCCUCCAGAUGCUCCCUAGCACAGAACAGCACGCCUUGGUGACCGGCCGCAUGGCUCAUCGCCUCAUCCUUGAGUUGAGCGGCUUAACCGUGUUCUACAAAGACGUCGUGGUUCGAAUGUCUGCUUCCAUCUCUCAUCAUCGCUGGGUCCUCCCGGUGCUCGGAGCGUUCGUUCGCACAGAGGCCGCCGCCCAACUUUCCAUCGUCUGGGCUGCCAUUCUGGCACAUCCGGCCGUGGUCGCGGAGAUCAAAAUCACGGAAGUCGUGAAGCCGCGUCGUUGGAACAGUGUCCUCAGUGACAAACCGGCUUGGCCGCGGGUACCUAAAUCGUGGUAUGAUCCCGAUGGCACUCAUCAGGAUCCCGGGCGCUGGACGCAUCCCUCGGUGAUCUUCGUCUGCAACAUGACGUGCUCAUCGGCGUUGCCUCAUCUACAGGCAGUCAGGCGAGCGGAAGAAAAAGACACUCGUCGCAAUGCUACCAAGAGGGGCAAGCGGGGGCGGAGUAAACGCGGAGGGGCCAAAGCGCAUGCGCCACACGCCGCCACUACUUUCAAAUGCCCUCCGGAGGACCUCGUCGCGAUCACACCCAAUUGGCGCGCUGCUCUGUCUGGCGUCGCCCCUCUUGCGUUCCCACCUGCGUCGCCCUCGAGUACUACUAUCCACCGCCGUUCGUCAUCCUCGAGGCCAAACCCACAAAUCGCGCACCGCCUGGUGGAUUCCAGAAUCAACGGUGCUCCUCUGCGCAUUGCAGACUGGCGUCACGCGUUGUUUGGCGAUUACCAUGUCGAUCGACACGGAGAGGCGAGCGAGAGUCAUGUGAAAGAAGUGGAAGAAGGCGAGCUCGGAAGCGAUGAGGACGACAGGCACCCGCACGGGACCGAGGGUGAUGGACGCGUCGAAAGCGGCAGGACGUUCUGCGCGAGGAACGAAAACAGGCAGUCCGAUCUCUAUUCGCCCAAGGCGGAGCUCUUCUCUCCUAUCAAGAAGCUGAUGUCAUACGAUAUCGUGUUAGCCACAAGGGACCACCAAGUUCUCAGGUUCGUAACAUGGGAGCUUUACGAAACCAACUGGCGCUGCGAGAUUCGGGCUCUCGAUAGUCGCCUGGUUGACCAGACCUCUGAUUCAUUCCGCAAGUGGGAGCGCGAGCAGCUGCUCGCCGAGGUCUGGCGCGACUCCUCCGUGCAGUCUGCCUUUUCAGCCUCGAUGUCGGCCCUCCAUCCUUUAGCUGGAUCCCCGCUGGUCAGAUGGUUGGAAAGGCCGGCGUUCUAA